Drosophila ananassae is the source of this 3964-nucleotide messenger RNA. RefSeq names its product calponin homology domain-containing protein DDB_G0272472. Gene Ontology annotation, cellular component: centrosome; centriole. The transcript is spliced from 7 exons. The record is from RefSeq and is a predicted model, not a curated record. Gene Ontology annotation, biological process: tube formation; neuron migration; centrosome cycle. Bases 278 to 3859 code for a protein of 1193 amino acids. Lineage: Eukaryota; Metazoa; Arthropoda; Insecta; Diptera; Drosophilidae.
UAAAAGCUUUGGCCUGUGUUUGCGGCCGUUUCAGUUCAACUUCAACGCGUCGUCGUCCUGUCGUCCUGUCGCUCAACAUUCUCGCAGAAACAAAGAAACAAUUAAAGUGCAAACCACAAGCCGCAAGCCGGAAGGAAGUGCAUACCACAAGUGCUUCCCCAGCUCCACCUCAGCUACACAGCUCCUCCAGCUUGCUUCUCCCACCGCGUUGCAUGUUGCAUUGUGCCGCAGAAACUUUCGGUAGUCGUCUGUCCCCACCACCCAUGUCGCUGAUAAAAUGAAAGCCGACAACUUCCUUAAGUACGGUGCCCCUUUGUACAAUUCGAAAAGUGUCCGGAGCCACUCGCAGAGUCAACCGCAAGGCAGCCACAUCGGAAACAUCGCUAACCUGACAUCGUCCUCGCUCCUGACGAGCGACGACUUGCGUCAUCUAACCCAGCAUCGUUCCGCAGGAUACUCGGACAGGGAGAGCAUCGCCAGUGUGAGCAGUGCGGGUGGCAGGAUUAAGAGGCGAUCGAGAAACUUCCCGAUGAAGUCGUCGAAGGGCAUCAGCAAGAAGAGCAAGACCAUGGAUUACACCAACUACGCCUACAAUGAGGCCGUGGGUCGCCUUAAGGUAAUGCUGGCCGAUAACACCUACGUGGCACCGAAACUGGGCGGUGGGACUUCUUCCUAUUUACGGAAUUUCAAUGAGGAUUCCGGAGACAACUUCUCCGAUAACUUAUCGGUUAUUGAGCGACCUGUCUUUUCGGACAUUUCUAAGUACUUGUCGCCAAGUCAAAAGUCACGGAUUACUUCGUAUCGUCCCAAAAAGAGCUACACUUCCGGAUAUAUAUCUUCCUCCAAGGAAAAUCUAGCUUCCAAUCCGGUUAUCUAUCCGAGCAGCUCUGUUCCAUCUGCUCCUCUGCCCGCCGACAGUGUACCAGCUCCGGUGGAGAUCUUCAGCUUUAUAGAGAAACAGGAGGACUAUAUCGAACAGUUGGAGAAGGAGUCCAAGUACUGCCGCAACGAGCUGACUAAUCUCCUUGGCAAAGUCAAGGAUGUUAUUAAUGAAAACGAGCAGCUGACGGAGAAUGCAAGAUCCGAGUUGGUGGCCCUGGGAUCAGGAAAGUCUCAGCCCGUGGUGGCCACUACAAGUCCAUCAUCGGACAGCGAUGAGCAUUUGGUUUACGGAAGUGGACGAAAGACACCCACAACCCCUAGAAAAGGAGGCUCCAAGGUGGUUCAGGUGCAAAGUCCUCGAUACGCCAGUGCUCCGAAUAUCGUUUACGAGGCCAGGAUCAGUGAACUGGAGGCGGAGCUGAUGCAGGCCAGCAUCGAUUUGAGGCGCCUGCGUACGGAGAAUGAGGAGCUCAAGCGGAAGCUGUCUCACACAGAUCCCCUAUCCACGGUGGCCACCCUGACCGGGGGAGCCAAUUGCGAUCUGCACCGUAAGCAGCUGGAAUCUUUGCAGCAGGAUAAACUUAAUCUGGAGGAGAGUGUGCGCCAUUUGCAGCGGCUCCUGGACGAAGCCAAGGCUCACAGCCAGGGCACCGCCUCGUCCAAGAGGUACAUCAACGACCUGGUACAGAUGGAGAGAUCCCAGGCAGAGCUGGAGGUCCGCCAUCUCCGGGAUGAGCUGGACAGACAGCAUGAAAGGGUGCGGGAGCUGCAACACGAAAUGGCCCGGAGAUUGGCCGAGGAGCGUGCCAGUGCCGAAAGGCGCUACAACAGCCAGGUGGACCAACUGGGCGGAGAUCUCAGCUGCCAGUGGGAGCAGGUGGCCAAACUGCAGCUGGAUCUGGAGCGGCAAAAGCGCUAUGAAACGGAUCUCAAGCGGGACGUGGCCAGUCGGAAUUCGCAGAUUGAAGAGCUCAAGAUGGAGUUGAGGGCCAAUAGGACAACCUUCUUGGCGGAUAUGGCCCAGGUGAAUGCUGAGAAGCAGUCCCUGGAGCAGGAGAUCACCUCGCUCCGACUUCAGUUGGACCGGGCUGCCAGGGAGACCAAAACCGAGGCAGCUCGUCUCACGGCUGAAAUAAACUCAUUGAGGCAGCGACUUGAUAGGGGAGAUGCCGAUCUUCUGCACUCCAAGAGGGAGGUCCUGCGUCUCAAUGACGAAAUAGCCAACCUGGAGAAAGAGCUGGCCUAUGGAGAACUUAAGAACGAGGUUCGACCCACCAAAAAGGAUUUAGACAAGCGUAUCUCGGAGCUACAGGAUAAGCAUGCGGAAACGGUAAAUGAACUUGAGGAAAUGAUAACAUCUCAGAAGCAACUCAUGGAUAAACUGACGGGCGAGUGUAAAACCCUGACGGGCAAGUUAGAGGACACGACCUACAAGCACAAUUUGGAGAAACAACAGCUACGUGCCACAAACGAGCAGCUGAUGUCACGCCUCAGACAAAUCUGGGCCAAAUACAAAUCACAAUUACCAGUGCACCAAGGAUCCUUAGAGCCGAGCUUUGAGGAUAUGCAAGGAGAUGAUGAGCACUUGAUGAAAACUUUAUCGCCGCUUACGACUACCAGGCAGCCACAUAUGGCACCACAAUCGAUCCCAUACAAAGCACCCCACAACCACACAACAGCGCCGGCGACGACGACUACUCCACUGCAGCCGGCGGAGUCUUGGACGGAACAGCAGAUCCAGCAUCUGCCACAGCAGUUGCAACAACACCAUCAUCCGCAGCAACAGCUUCUGCUGCAGCCACAGCAGCAGCCAGUAUUGCUGCCGCAGCAGCAACUGGUCGCAAGAGCAGCAUUAGCAAUGGAAAAGGACUCCUCUCGGAUUACGGACUCCACGAUAACGAUGACGAGAAUCUCAAGGACAACCUUGGCCUGGGCGAAAAGCAACAGCAGCAGCAACAGGAGCAGGAGCGGCAACGCGAGCGCGAGGAAAGAGACCGCGAAUUGCAGCAACUACGGGAACAGCGAGAAAAGCGGGAAAGGGAGCGGGAGCGGGAGAGGGAACGGGAGCAGGCCGAGCAGCAGCAGCAGGCGGAGCAGCAGAAGCAGCAGCAGCAAUCCCUGCCAGAAAGCAACAUCAGCAACGCCGGCAGCGCCAAUCUGGCCGCCUACAACACGGACUACAGCGCCUACGAUCAGCAACAGUACGAUGCGAGUGCCUACGAUCCCAACGCCUACGCCCAGCAGCAGUACGAGGGCCAGCAGUACGACUACGGGGAUCCGGGGGCCGGCUACGACUACGGAACCACCGAUUACGGACAGACUGGAUACCAGUAUGACACCACGCCAGCAGGCUCCGCGGCCACACAGCCGCAGCCCGCUUACCAGGCAGCUCCUCAGCAGCGAGUGGAUUACCAACGAUCGCCACCAGCGUCAGCGGCGACAACGGGCAUCACGUCACCGCCAGCCACAACAACAGGCGGAGGCGGAGGAUCAGCCGGAUCUCCUGGUGCCGGAGCAGGAUCUGCAGCACCUAUACCCACUGCGAGCCGACCACAACCGCGCUCGGGCAGCGGAGCUGUGGGGUCAACAGCUCCUGCUGUCGGAUCAGUCGCCGGCAGCAAAUCCACUCUGCCACAACAGCCUGCCCCGACCUCCGCCGGCAAGAAGUAGCUGGAGUCCCGACUGCGAGGACCACCUGCCUCUGGAGGGCUCCAUCAGUAGCCCUAGCUUGAUGCGCUCCUCAAACGACGAGACCUGCUCCGAGCUGGCCGAUCUCAGUGAGACAUUCAUCCUCCUACCGGACUACGGAGGCGGAGGCUCCCACUAUGAAGAGGAGGAAGAGCUAAGCUUGUCUCCGGCUCACACCACCAUAAUCACGGCAAGAAGGUCGAGUGCUCCGGCAGCCAUACAGCAGCAGGGGGUCAUUGCCAACGAAACAGUCGUCAUCGUGCGCGAUAUAGAUCCAGAUCAGGAAUAAUGGCACUCAGUUCUCCAGCAAAAGAUUUUUUCAGUAAAAAUAAAUAUUGUACUUUCUGCUCAUGUGUUCCGCAAUAAACCAGUAACCGAAAUUCUUGUUUUUUAA